AUGAUAAUUAUUUCUUAUAGGAUAUUAUGUUGCCAUUAUUUACAAGUUAUAGUUAUAUAUUUGUCAACUACAUUUCAUAUAAGUAUGAUACAUUUUCGAUGGUUCAAAGAUACAAUCAACAAUAAUGAAAUUGAACAAUUAGCAAUGACCUCAAUUUCUCAAUUUGAUAUUAGCAAUCAUAAAGUUGAUGGUAUUGCUCAUAAAGCUAUAGAAAUUACUACAAAUUCUAAAGAUUACAGUUUUUUAGAAAUACUUAAUAACUAUAUAGAUCGAUCUACACACAAUUCAAGUGAAUCUCAAUUAAAUAUUUCUAUUAAUGAAAAUCAGGUUAUAGAAAAAAGUAGCAAAGACAACCAAAUUUAA
Messenger RNA from Cetraspora pellucida, 363 nucleotides. The record is from the annotation of a GenBank genome assembly. Lineage: Eukaryota; Fungi; Glomeromycota; Glomeromycetes; Diversisporales; Gigasporaceae.